GGUGUGGCUCUCCACGUCCUAUCUAGGGAAUGUGGAUCGAGGACUUCCUUGUAGCAAAUGGGUGGAGACUCCUGAGCAGGCCGGUUUCUUACUCGUAACACUUCCCUGUUGGCACAGUGUGAAACACAGGCGGCACAGAGGCAGACCACACACUGAACUCUCAGCAGUCUCUCAUUCGGGAUCCACAGCCUGUCCUCUUCAGAAUGCUUUACACUGAGCUGCUGCGCUUGUGGCAUGAGUCGGUGCAGGCCAUUGAUGCCAAGGACUGGGAAGGAGCUCUGGCCAAACUUGAGGAGAUCACAGAACCCUCUUCUUACACGCUGUUCAACACUGCCUCAGCUCACCUGGCCCUGGGGCAGCUGGACCUGGCCCUGAGGGCUCUAGACUUCACCAUUGCCAAGGAUGAACGUCUUGCUGUGGGCUUCUUCCAGAGAGCAGCAGUCAUGAUGCAGGUUGAGAGGCUAGAGGAGGCUCUAUCAGACUGUAUCUGGGCCCAGAAGCACAUGAGAAGUAACAUGGUCAUUGACUACAGACAGCUGGGUCUACGAUUCAAGCUCUACAGCUGGCAGGUGUUAUACAACGCAGCAGCUGCCUACUCUCGAAUGGGCCAGUGGGAGCAGGCCAGGGAAGUGCUAAUGUCGGCCUCCCAGGAGAAAGGAGGAGGACGAGGGGGGAUCAUCGAGGGGGCUUUCGACACUAUUGCGAGUAAGGAGGUCUUGGCUCCUCUCACGGUAUCUGAGGGUGUGGUGUUUCGUCCCAGGAAGCAAGACGUGGAGCAGCUGCAGCAAAGAGACUUCUUGGGGAAGGCAAAGGUGAUUUCCUCCAUGAUUCCCAAUGAUGACUUUGGAGGCUUUGAACCUCUAAGGCUGCAGAAACCUGGUUUCUAUGAGCCCAAGAUGGAUGGAGCUCAGGAUUCCAGAUACAUGCGCAUGCGGGUUCCUUACAUGGCUCGGGGCCCGGGACAGCUGACUGUGCCGGGAGGAGCCAUGGUGUUUUUAUUCGGAGAGGAGGACAGAGAUGGGAUGACAAGCGUCAUAUAUGACGGACAGAGAGGACUCCUGCCAGUGUCCCUGCUUGAACCUGUAGAUGUCAAGAUGUCCAAAGGAAGAAAGAAGGAUAGAGUUCCCAGUGGGAUCCCACUCCCGCCAGGACUCAAGCCACCCACUCGACCACAGUCCCAGACCAGCCACACUGCUCCUCCGCGGGUACAGUACACCACAGACACUCUACCACCGUCCUACACUACUGCCACCCACGCACCACCGGCAGCCUCUGAGCCUCCUAAGUAUACAGCCAACGCAGCCAGCAACCAGAAUGUCUCACCUCAAGGAGCCGAGGGGGACUCUGUGGUGGUGAAGGUCCACUACGUAUACACUGUGGCUCUGUCUGUCCCUUUGGACAAACCAUACCAUGAACUAAAGGAAGAAAUCGCACAGAAAUUGGGCCAGCCAGCAUCACAGCUGCGCCUCAGACAUAGGCAGCAUGGAUCCCGUGUGCUAACACCACUGGGUGGGGAAGAGCAGCCGGGCCGCACUAUACAAGAGAUAGCAGAGGCCGGCAGAACCACUCUGUGGUGCCAGGUUGAAGACCCGUUGGCCAAUCGUACCAUCCUCUACCAGAUGGUGGCGCUGUAUGACUAUGCUGCUCAGGGCCCAGAGGACCUGGAGUUCAGCGAAGGAGAAACCAUUGACAUCUUGGGUGAAGUUAACGAUGAGUGGCUGGAGGGACACUGUGCAGGAAAUAUUGGCAUCUUCCCCAGCUGCUUUGCCUACAGAGAGAACGAUAUCAACGAGAGCUAGGAGGUUUGAAUGGAGACGUGUUUCUGGCUGGCAUCUCUAACAAACUCACUGACCUGUAACUCCAGGUCCCAGAGGAACCUGAAAGCCCUCAAGCUGAUUGGUUGAGAAGGAGAAUAAAACAAACAUAGUACCUACAAUUUCAAGAGAGACAAGAGAGGAUUUUGCACGCUGCUAUGUGUGAGCCCUAAAGGAAAAUAAUGCAGUUUUUGUGUUUGAUACAAAGACUACAUUCAUGUUACAUCUGCUGUCCCUUCCUGUUUCUAUUUACCAUGCCAUCACUACAAGACUCAUGUUGUAUCCUAUAAUAUGCAAAUGAGAGUUUAUACUGAACUUACUGAAGCUCACAAUAUAUUUUUCUGAUGUUGCUGAUAUGGUCAGUUAUUCUCCUAAGGUCCUGAAGCAGUUGGCUGAACCCCAAUGUUUCCUCGUUAAUUGUGUAAUGAAGAUUUAAGCAAAUGUUAUUUCGAGGAAAGCAGUUUAUAUACACAGACAAUGAAAAGAGAAGUUUUGAAGUUUUAAAGAAUGCAAGGGAAUGCAGGGGAAAUGAAAUGUAUAUGUAUUGGUCCUAUAUUGGUCCAUGUAAUGCAAACUAUAUCCGAAAUAACACCUUUGCUGAAGUCAAAUAUUAAAAAGUUGCUAAAAUCAAAGAUUUAA
Molecule: messenger RNA, 2453 nt
Organism: Mugil cephalus (flathead mullet)
Lineage: Eukaryota; Metazoa; Chordata; Actinopteri; Mugiliformes; Mugilidae
Gene: noxa1
Product: NADPH oxidase activator 1
Exons: 16
Coding region: 204-1799 (531 amino acids)
Biological process (GO): superoxide anion generation
Molecular function (GO): protein binding; superoxide-generating NADPH oxidase activator activity
Source: RefSeq, a predicted model, not a curated record